Molecule: messenger RNA, 418 nt
Organism: Staurois parvus
Lineage: Eukaryota; Metazoa; Chordata; Amphibia; Anura; Ranidae
Source: the annotation of a GenBank genome assembly
CAGGCCUCGGGCCCUCAGGCGGAGCGGCGGGCGCCGGCCCCCGGGGGUGGAGCGACAGGUCUCGGGCCCUCAGGCGGAGCGGCGGGCGCCGGACCCCCAGGCGGGGCGACAGGCAUCGGGCCCCCAGGCGGGGCGACAGGUCUCGGGCCCCCAGGCGGAGCAGCGGGCACCGAGUCACCAGGCACGACAGUGGGCUCCGAGUCAACUGGCAUGACCGCUGGCACUAGGUCAGACAUUGGAUCGUCUGGCUGGACAGCGGGCAUCGGGGGUCACCAGGCAUCAGGUCAUUUGGCUCGACAGCGGGCACCGCGUCAUCUGGCAAGGCAGUGGGCUCCGAGUCAACUGGUAUGACCGCGGGCACUGGGUCAGACAUUGGAUCGUCUGACUGGACAGCGGGCAUCGGCCAGGCAUCAGGUCA